AUGAUGGAUUUUUUUACUUUGAUCCAGUUCUUGUUUCCAGUUUCUCAAUUGGAACAAUUUUGUGAAUCCUACUUUGAAGAAACCACGACCAGGGACAGGAGUGGUCGGUUUGUUGUGAGGUUGCCCCUGCGAAAUAACGUAUUGGAGUUGGGUGAGUCACGUACAACAGCCAUGAAGAGGUUAUGCGCGAUGGAGCGUAAAUUAUCGAGAGUUUCAGACUUAAAAAAACAAUAUCGGAGAUUUAUGAAGGAGUAUGAAGACUUGGGACAUAUGUCUAGAAUCUCUGAAGACAAAAUUAAGGAAUUACACCCAGUAUAUUUCUUACCACAUCAUGCAGUCACGAAAGAGAACAGCACGACGACAAAAGUAAGAGUCGUAUUCGACGGAUCCAGUAAGACUUCCACAGGAUUAUCCAUUAACGAUGUACAGUAUACAGGACCUAACCUCCUAGAAGAGAUAAUUUAUCAUCUGGUACGUUUUCGACAAUGGCGCUACGUACUAUCCGCAGAUAUUACGAAAAUGUAUCGGCAGAUAAGGAUUCAUCCUGAGCAACAGAAACUUCAAUUAAUACUUUGGAGAGAGAAUCCAGAAGAUGAGGUACAAGUCUUUCAAUUGGAAACACUCACAUAUGGAAUGGCGGACGCUCCACACCUAGCUACACGAUGUAUACAACAAAUCGGCAAGGAUUGUCAACGGCAGGAUAUCAGGAGUAGCCAUACUAUACUACAUGACUUUUACAUGGACGAUUUGCUAACGGGAGACGACGAUUUUGAUGCCCUUAAGAGUCUAAAGGCGACCUUAACUACAGUGUUCAAGGACUAUGGGUUUGAAUUAAGGAAAUGGGCAAGUAAUGAGGGUAAAAUUCUCGAGGAGUCAGUAGAGGACAGCGAGCCGAAACAUUUUCAGGAUCUCAAGGACCCUAAAACACGUGGACUUUUAUGGGAUCCAGAACACGACAUUUUAAGAUUUUCUUUACGGAUCAAAUAUUCUCAGAAGGUUACAAAACGAACCAUUCUAUCGGCUGUUGCUCAAAUUUUUGACCCUUUAGGAUUGGUGGGCCCAGUUACGGUACGCGCUAAAAUGUUGUUACAAAAAUUGUGGCAGUUAAAACUAACCUGGGAUGAAACAGUUCCGCAGGAGAUUUACACCGCAUGGACUCAAUAUCAAACCCAGUUGAGGAAUCUGGAGGACAUCGUAAUACCAAGACAAGCACGCCGAGGGGACGCAGAUACUAUUCAACUUCAUGGAUUCAGUGACGCUUCAGAGAGAGCAUUUGGAGCAUGCAUCUAUGUAAGAGCUACAGAUGAACAAGGCCAUCAUACUGUACGUUUAUUAGCAGCAAAGUCACGAGUAGCACCUCUACAUACGGUCACUCUUCCCCGAUUGGAACUUAAUGGCGCGGUGUUACUAGCAAGACUUUCCGAGAAGAUUCGAAAUGCGUUAAAUAUCGACAAAACCAGAUUCUACUGGUGGAGUGAUUCAGAAAUAGUACUACAUUGGAUUGCAGGAAACCCCUCACGGUGGAAUACCUUUGUGGCCAACAGGGUUGGAGAAAUACAAGAACUCACCACAAAUAGAUGGCAGCAUGUAUCGACACAUCAUAAUCCAGCAGAUAUAAUAUCAAGGGGUAUGGAGACCUCAGAAUUAGUCAAGUCCGACUUGUGGUGGAAGGGACCAUCAUGGUUGUCGGAGGACGAGCAACGUUGGCCUAUACAACCGGUGCAAUUACCCGAAGUAAUACCAGAGAUCCGUCAAGGAAAAUAUCAGUCACUGAUGAUCCAAGCUAAACCUGACUUGUCUUACCUUUGGUAA
Molecule: messenger RNA, 1812 nt
Organism: Vollenhovia emeryi
Lineage: Eukaryota; Metazoa; Arthropoda; Insecta; Hymenoptera; Formicidae
Exons: 1
Coding region: 1-1812 (603 amino acids)
Source: RefSeq, a predicted model, not a curated record